AUGACGUCACGCGCAGACUUCCGUCGCGUCGCGGGUCAAAAUGAAUUCUAUAAUAUACCCGACACCAGACAUUUCAACCACGGAGAUGAUGAAACCGAUGAAGGAAGUGAUACACUUUAUUACAAAAGUCUACAUAAAGAAAAGCCCAAAGUCAAGCUCACUGUUUCAAGUGACAUUAAGAAAUUAAACAAAAAGGAAACAUGGGAUUGGAAAAAGAGUUCUUCAACAAGGCCAACUGUGGAACUUGCAUCAGUCAGUGCAUCAGGAAGCGGCAUCAUAGGCAUGAUUGACACAAUUGACAGACCAGCAGAUGCCAAUGCAGAAGGCACCUAUGCUCGAGCUGGAGCAUAUGCGGAAGCUUUUGAGAACAAACCAGGAAAGAGGAUUCCCAAGGCUGGAGUCUAUGCAGAAGCAGGAAUUGGACGAGCUAGUGCUGAGUUCAGUGUAUUUAGGGUAGAAGCCAAAGGCCCAAACGCCGCAGCUAGUGCUGAAGCCACUGCGGCUAGACUCGGGGCUGGAGCAAUGGCUCAGGCUGAAAUUGGCAGCGCGUCAGCUAGUGCCGGUCCAUUGGAUGUGAAAUUGGGACUCGGAGUUGACACGGGUGGAUAUAUUGGUUUGGGUGGGGUGGAAGCCAAAUUCCUGGGAACUGGAUUCUCAAUCGGUCGAAAAACCAGUAUAUCUUUUUUAAAUUCAGAACUGUCUUUUUCGUUCUAAAAAUCUCACUUUUGACUGCUUCCCGGAUCUUCUGCAUAUCUACUUAGCACAGGUUUUCAAGCACUAACAUGCCGAAAACCCAUUAAGUAUUACUAAUAUUUAACCCACUUAAUCAUUCAAAACUCUUGCUCUCUAUUUGUUACCCUGGACACACAAACCCAGUCUUAAGUCUUAAUUUUUUCAAAACUGAUAUUUAUACAUCAUAUUGAAGCUGAAUAAAUAAAAUUUCCAUUGGUCUAUGGUUUGUUAGGAGGACAAUAUU
This is a messenger RNA of Carassius gibelio (silver crucian carp), 976 nucleotides long. RefSeq lists its product as uncharacterized. Bases 1 to 714 code for a protein of 237 amino acids. Lineage: Eukaryota; Metazoa; Chordata; Actinopteri; Cypriniformes; Cyprinidae. The transcript is spliced from 3 exons. The record is from RefSeq and is a predicted model, not a curated record.